AUGCGGUUUGCUUCAAGGAAGAAUGGAAUGAAGAAGACCCUUUGUCAAAGGAGGGGCAGACGUGGUGUGGAGGCACGAAAUAUGACCAUGAGGGUCAGAAGACCUCUACAAGGGACCUUCAGAAAGAAAAUCCGAGAGUAUGCCAGUCAAUCGACGAAGCCAAAGAAAACAAGAAAAGCAAACCGUUUCUUCUCUGGCUGUGGACGCACGAAAUAUGACCAUGAGGGUCAGAAGACCUCUACAAGGGACCUUCAGAAAGAAAAUCCGAUCGUAUGCCACUCAAUCGACGAAGCCAAACAAAACAAGAAUUGCAAACCGUUUCUUCUCUGGCUGUGGACGUUAAAAAUCAAAUUGAAGCCGAAAAAGGCACGAAAUAUGACCAUGAGGGUCAGAAGACCUCCACAAGGGACCUUCAGAAAGAAAAUCCGAUCGUAUGCCACUCAAUCGACGAAGCCAAAGAAAACAAGAAAAGCAAACCGAUUCUUCUCUGGCUGUGGACGCACGAAAUAUGACCAUGAGGGUCAGAAGACCUCUACAAGGGACCUUCAGAAAGAAAAUCCGAUCGUAUGCCACUCAAUCGACGAAGCCAAAGAAAACAAGAAAAGCAAACCGAUUCUUCUCUGGCUGUGGACGUAA
This is a messenger RNA of Rangifer tarandus platyrhynchus (Svalbard reindeer), 636 nucleotides long. The record is from the annotation of a GenBank genome assembly. Lineage: Eukaryota; Metazoa; Chordata; Mammalia; Artiodactyla; Cervidae.